This is a messenger RNA of Aspergillus campestris IBT 28561, 593 nucleotides long. RefSeq names its product glycerophosphocholine phosphodiesterase. The transcript has a single exon. The record is from RefSeq and is a predicted model, not a curated record. NCBI's taxonomy places the organism in Eukaryota, Fungi, Ascomycota, Eurotiomycetes, Eurotiales, Aspergillaceae. Bases 403 to 570 code for a protein of 55 amino acids.
UCCUCACCUACCGAGUAUAUCCCUCCCAUUGUUAUCCUGUCGUAUUUGUUACCCCCUGUCUUUGUUUGGGUCUGCAGAUCCACCAUCCUCUCUUAAACUGCGCAUCUUGGGCUUCUUGCUUCCUCUCCUUCUUCUCUCCCUCACCUCUCCCUUCUUUUACCAAAAUAGCGAACAUGAACACCUCUGAUCUCGCGGUUCGUCGGUAGACUGACAUAUGACGCCAUGUUAUCCUAAAGUUCCUGAUCUCCUUUCGCAUUUGCCUCCGAUCCAAAUCAAUUUUCCCCACCUACCGAUUGCUUGCCCUCCAAGCUUCAAGACUUGAAGUCAAACCGUACAUAUUUGUUCUCCGUGCAUUGUUAUUGGAAUAAGCGUUUGUUCUGCAACAAUCGCGGUCCCUGCAACAUGAAAUUCGGCCACAAUCUGUCCCGGAAUGUGGUCCCCGAGUGGAGCUCUUCCUACAUCAGGUACAAGCCUUUGAAAAAGCUUAUCAAGUCCGCAGCCGACAAUGUGAAGGCGGGCCAAGAGCCGGACCUUGCCGGUGAGAUAUCAUCCGAUUCCUUGGCGGGCUGAGAUCCUGGGGCCGUCCUCCUGAC